This is a messenger RNA of Melanaphis sacchari, 1446 nucleotides long. Its product is annotated as UBX domain-containing protein 4-like. Lineage: Eukaryota; Metazoa; Arthropoda; Insecta; Hemiptera; Aphididae. The record is from RefSeq and is a predicted model, not a curated record. The transcript is spliced from 10 exons. The coding region runs from base 335 to 1378 and encodes 347 amino acids.
ACACACGCGCGCGCGCAAAACGAUAUAGUUGGCUUAGUGCCCUAGUCAGCUGUAAAGCCGAAAGCCCGAGUAAUGAGUAUUGUUAUCGACGCCCCAAGUCGAGCACUUGACAAUCUCGCAAAAUAAUUUACAAUAUUUUAAAACCACUCACCGCUCUUCCUUACAGUUCGAAUACACGUAGUUGUGCGUGUUCGCGACAUAGCGUUGGCGAACGCUUCGAAUACACCUAUCUCCUUUGAUUGUUGUUCCCGGAAAGAGACAUUAAAUUUUAAAUCCGUUUGUACGCGAGUUGUACCCAGAAAGCAUUAAAACAAUCGCUUUGAGAUUGACAGUCAUGUCGUCGCUAAAAUGGUACGAAGGCGAUUCCAAAGCAGCACUUCAACACAUGAUGGACCGAAAUUGUGUGCUUUUGAUCUAUAUAGGAAAUGGAAAUGAUGAUUUUGUAAAGAUUUUCGAUGAUACAAAUAUCAUUCAAUCACUGAAUAAUGAACUAAUGUUAUGCUAUAAAAUGGAUCCACUAAGUCCAAGCUUUAAAAAUUUUAAAGCUAUUUUCAAUAGUGUCGUCAUUCCAUCAAUUUAUUUACUAGAAAAGAAUAAUUCUCAACAAUAUAUCAUAACCAAAAAACAAGUUUUAACAAAUCCUGAUGAUGUUCAACUGGAUUUGAAACGUCAAUUGUUAAAUGCUGUUCAAUGUAUUAUGAAAGAUAUUUUAGACACAAUCAAUGUUGAUGAAAAUAAACAGAAAUAUUUACAAUACUUGACUGAUAUUACUAACAAGUUGAGUGUCUUUGAUAGUCCUAGUAAUGUUGGUGUCAAAAAAGUUGCAGAAAAAAUUAAAAAAUCUAAUGAUACUGCAAAAAUUAAAUUCAAAGUUCCAUGUAAAGAUAUGACGAUAGUCAAAGAAUUUCAAACAAAUUCUUUACUCAAAGAUAUCAAAACUUAUAUAUUAAAUGAAGCUCGUCUCUCUGGAAGACGUAUAAAACUUAUAGCUCAUCGACAAUUUACUGAUGAAGAUUUUAACCAAACAUUAAAUACAUUAAAUUUGUGUCCAUCAUCAACUGUUUAUGUACACUUGGAUAUGGAACAAUCAAAUCAGUGGCUGUACUCCAUACUCAAUUAUCAAUCUUGGCUUGGAAAUGUACUUAAUUUUAUCAUUAUCAACCCGUUUAAUUUUAUUCAACAUUUUUUAAUGAGUUUGGUAAGACCAGCACCAUCUGUUGAAGCUCCAAGAACGGUUAAUUAUCAUUAUAAAAAUAAAACAAAUAAAGUCAAAAAGUCAACAUACAAAUCAGUUUCUAAUAUCCAUCAAUUGAAUACUAAAAACUCUGAUGAUGAUGAAAACAAUACAUACAAUGGAAACUCUACACAACAAUUGUAAUAUUUAAAUGUCUUGAAUAUAUUAUUCUUUUUAACUUAAAACAAUAUAUUAAAUAUCUGUAAAAUCAA